GCUAAGCUUUCGCCAUAGUAGGGUUCGUAAGUUUGCCUCCCCCCAACAACAACACACUGUCCUUUACCGCGAAAAGUGCUGUGCCUUUCCUAUCGAGGAAAGCCUGAGCUGGCCAUUAUGGCUGCGGUUUAUUCUGAAAAGGACUGCAGUUUGCAAUCAAGUAAUGAAAGCUUGUCCUCUGAAUGUGAGAAAGGUGCAGCCCAAGAAGUAAACAUCGAUCCAGUGAGCAAUAGCAAAGCCAGUAAUGCUAAAAACACGGACGGAGAAUUGGAAUUAUGUCCCCGUGGCCCUAUAUUGAAAGCCCAGGACCACGCCGAAGUUGUUGCAGUUCCACCAGUGAAGAUUAAAGUAGAGCAAGUGGAGGAAGAUGAAUGUGUAAUUGUACAUAUGGACGAUGUGGAGCAAGAAGAUUUGGCCGACGUGUUUAACGUUACCAAUAAAGCAGACUCGUCUGAGAGACAUGAAAGAACCGAAGGACUCGCCCUGACCUUUCCCCUUUCUAUUUUAGGGGACUGGCCAUUUCGCUGUGAGGAUUGCAGUGAGGCAUUUGGGAACAAGGAGGCUUACCUAGAGCAUCGCAGCGAGCAUAUCCAUGAUGGUCCCAUAGUCUGCCUGGACACAGAUUCGCAGUGGGAUGACCUGCUCAUCUCGACCGACGGAGGCCGAAGAACGUUGUUCUGUGCUCUGUGUGGACAGAAGUUUUCAAGCUCAAAAGGCUUUUUCACCCAUCAGCUGAAGCAUCGCAAUCAAGUCAUUAAACAGGGGAUAAGUGAUGGCUUUGGUGAGGGUGCAGUAAGACAGAAGCUUUUUGAAUGCAAGGAUUGUGGUAAAGCUUAUUCCACUGUUGGUCAGUGUCUCAACCAUCAGCGUUCACAUAAACAGGCCUCAAAAUCUGUUUUUCACCAGCUUGCUCAUCUAAAGAAAAAGUCAUUUCAGUGCCCCACCUGUGGACGCUGUUACUCUCGGGCUUCGGCUCUUGACGCACAUCGUCGUUGUCAUGAGGUGAAGCUGGUGAAAUCCAAAAGCUGUGAAACUGAGAAACCUCUGUCACUUAAUGACUCUCCAGAUCAAACUGAAGACAAUGGCACAAGCUCUGAACAGACUGAGGAGCAUGAGCAAAAAGUUUUUCAGUGCUUCUGUGGCAAAUCUUUUCGCACCAUGUGUGGCCUCAAUACUCAUCAGAGAUUCUCAACCAGCUGUUCGGAAGGGAAGGUGAAGGAAGAAAUUAAGCAUCCGUUCGUUUGCUCUGAAUGUGGCAAGACCUUCGUUAGCUCUGUGGCUCUGUUGUGCCAUCAGCGUUGGCAUAAAAGACGGGCAAAGCUUGGCUGCAAUGGCCAGCCGUAUAAAUGUACAGAGUGCGGCAAGGUCUUCACCUCCCUCACUUUUUACAACAAGCAUCAGCGAUUGGCUCACAGUGAAGAGCUGCCAGCGAAAUCAUUCCUUCAUCAAGUUAUUCAGCUCAAGAAGAAGGCUUUUGAGUGUCCAGAGUGUGGUCGUCGGUUCUCGCGAGCAUCCGCCCUGCAGUCACAUCAGCUUUGUCAUUCUGAUGUCUUCGGUGACAUCAUUGAGAAGAAGACUGAGAUGACCACAGCCGUUCAAACAGUAAAAACAAACCAAAAUGACAAUUCUGACAGUGUUGCUUUUCAUUCUAAGGAGAUCUCACAUGCUCAAGUUCAAAAGAAAGAUUUCAACUGCACCAACACAGUAGAAGAGUAUGAGGCCAUAGAUGUUGAUUAUGAAAUUGUCCAUAUCACAGCUUCAGAUGAUUAUGAGAACAACAGUGGUUCCUCUCAGGAUCAAAAUCCUGAUCUUGAGUUAGUGUGUGAAUCAGACCAAGAGGAAAAAGAUGAUUUGGGCUUCAAUUUAAGUCAGACAGCUGAAUCUACCUCCUCCCUGCAGUUGAAUACAGAGAUGGAUGUCAGAAUUGUACAGAUUGAUUAUGAGCAUUUAAAUGAUGAACCAUUAAUAAAUGCGGAACUCGUGAGCAAAAGUCGUCCUCAAGAGGCAAAGUAUAAUUGUCCACACUGUGAUCGAAAGUUUGUCAAGGCUUUGUCCUUGCGCUGUCAUAUUCUUUGGCACAAGGGGCGUAUGGGAAAAAAAUCAGAUAGGCGGCAUAAGUUUGACGUAGUGACGCCAACUAAGAAGGAACUUUUAACAUGCGAGGUUUGUGGCCAUGAAAGUUCCUCCAAGGGUGCUCAUUGUUUUCACAUGGGAAAGCAUGAGGAUAAAGUGGCGUACAAGUCUAUUUCAUACCAACUUGAAAAUCUGCAGAAGAACAAUAUUAAAUGUGAAGAGUGUGGGAUGUGUUUUUCCAGACUUUCUGCAUUGCAUUCUCACCAACAGCAUCACAAUAGAAAAAAGAAGUCCUUUGCUUGCUUGCAGUGUGAUAGGAGCUAUGCGACCGCAAGUGGUCUGUUCAACCAUCAGAAGGUUUGCUGUGGCGGUGGCAAAGACAAAAAGACAAAGAAUUUCAACCCAACCAAAUCACUUUUGGGCCCAAAAGUUUACCACUGUAAAAAGUGUGGUAAAGGUUUUUGGUCUUUGGGAGCUUUCUGUCAUCACAAACAAAACCACUCAGAAUGUGCAGAUGUUGAGACGAGGCCCGCCGGUACAGCCGACACUGAGAACGGUCACAUACGACGGAAGAAAAGGGGUCGCAGGGGUGGUUAUAGAAGAGUGCACCCUCUGAAUCCAAAACAAGAACAUAAAUGCGAAGUGUGCGGCAAAUCAUACCACAUGCUAGCUUGUUUUCUUAAACACAAACUUGUCCAUGAUGCCCAAGGUCUCCAACCUGCUGUCAAAUCUUUUGACUAUCAAGUCCAACAGCUGAAAAAGAACUCCUACCAAUGUCCCGACUGUGAAAAAGUUUUCUCCCGUGCCAUGGCCCUCCAGUUUCACAUGAAAAGUCAUGGCUUUGAGACUGGCCUUCCGUUGAUAGACUCUGAUUCGUCUGAGCGACCUCAAUGCUCGACAUGCUACUCUUUUUUUGCAUCUGAGGUGAUACUACAAAAUCAUCAGAAGCACUGUUCAAAACCAGAGGACAUUGUGGAAUGUGGGGUAAUUGAGAUAGAGGAGCAAGAUGUAUCCUCCCAAAAAGCAGAAGAUUUCAGUGCCACUUCUCGUUCAGCUAAUUCUAAAAAAGAGAAGAAAUCUCAUUCAACUUCAAAUUUGAAAUACAAAUGUCAAGACUGUAGCAGAAGCUUUUCAGUAAUUGGUGCUCUAAAUUUUCACAAGCGAAUUCAUCGUAAAGGUCACCAAUCUAAAAAGUUGAAAUCCAGUCCGGCAAAGCCGUUGAAGCUUGGCAAAAUAAAGCCAGAGAAGUGUUUGGCAAAAUCGUCUUUUGGUUGUGCUGAAUGUGGAAGAUAUUUUAGCACCAAUUCGGCUCUUGGCACACAUAGGCGAUGGCACAAAGACAAAAAAUUUGCCAGAUUUCUCUCAAAGACCAAUAAGAUACGCUCAAAGAAAAGUGUGGAUGGUGGACCUUAUUUAUGCAAUUUAUGCGGGAAAGGAUUCUUUUACCUUUGUGUUCUUCGCCGACAUCAGCUACAUCACCCUUCCAUGGAGGCUCAACCCCAAAAAGGGCAAGAAGUUCCUGAAUCAAAUGGUGUUUUUACCUGUCCAGCCUGUCAGAUGUCUUUCUCAAGUGGGUCUCUUCUAACAACUCACUUUGCAGACCAUCACAGCAAACCUACUGAGACUACUGAGAAACUACAUUCUGAAAUCCUCUCUACAGAAGAGUCGGGUCCAUCCGUCAAACAAUUGUACACAUCCAAAAUGGAUGUUGCCAAAUUAGAGAAGACUAAGGUACAACACCAUCAGUGCUCCCACUGCGCUAAGAGCUUCUUGAACAUACGUGGCCUUCGUGCGCACAAAUGGCAGAAACACCACAAGGUUAGUGAACGACCCACGGCGUCUAUAGAAGAGUGCUCUGCAUAUGCAAAGCCCUUUGCUUCUGAAGGGUCCCUUCGUAAAACGUCCAAUAAGAAAGAGCAGAAACCAUCUACGGAGGAGGAUCCUGUACAGCACAGUCGAAAUUUUGAACUUACUAAAUGUUUUUUCAAAUGCGAUAAAUGUGCUAAAGCGUUUCCCAGUGAGGAGCAAUUAAACGCUCAUAAGGAGGUGGCGAAGACUCGUCCGCACUGUUGCGCUCUUUGCUGCCGUGGUUACUGGACUGAAAACCAGCUGCAGCAGCAUCUCGCAUGGCACAAUGAAGUACGUAGGCGUCUCCCAACUGAACUGCGAUACAGACUGAGUGCUUCCCUGGCACCUGGACCUUCAGACAACCAACAGGCCUUAUCACACAGAUCAGAGUCUAUAGUCAAGCUGCCUGUAGCCCUUGUAAGUCCACAAGCGAAUACCCAUAAGUGUCAGCACUGUGGAAAAACGUUCUUGUCACCUCGUGCGUUGCAGCAGCAUCAGACUCUUCACAAAAAUGAGGAGCCGUACCAUUGUUCUUUGUGUUCACAGACAUUUAGUGAUAUCAGAAAUCUUAUCGACCACCAUCAGGAGUGCUUGGGUGCUAAAGAGCUAAAAGACAGUAGCUCAGCUUCAGAAGUAAGAGGCGCUGAGAACCUGACUUGCAUUGAGUGUGGCAUUUCCUUCAAACAGGAAACAGAACUGCAUCAGCAUUAUAUUGAACAUGCACGUGGGUUCUAAUAUUUGUGAAAAAAUGCAUGAAGAUGGAUAUUGGUAUCUGGUACAUUGUUUACUGCAUCUGCACUGGUUUAAUUUAGUACUUGAUUCAAGAGUUUUGUUUCCUGCUGUGAGUGUUAGUAUAGAGUAAAAGAGCAGAGGAAGGAAAAUACCACUUUCAGCUUUUAAAUUCUACAUUUUUGCUGAAACUGUAAAGAGAAAGAAAGUUGUCUGCUGAUUUCAGAGCAGAUGUCCUCUAAUCCAAAUAGUGUGUUGUAAUUACUUGCAUAAAAGCUGUACAUUUUUCUGAUUCCCUUUAAAAUUAUCAUUAGAUCUCUGCAAGUGUUCCAAGAGCAUCACUUUGAUGCUUUUCAGUCUAUUUAGGGUUUUUUAAAAGAUUUAUUUUCCCUUUUUUUGACUGCUCAGUUUAGUCUCUGUUGAUUUCUAUCACCUGGCUUGUACUUUUAAAAAGUAUUUAAUUUAAACCACCAAGGUGUUUGUUGGAUAAAAGGUGCUUGAAGAUCGUUUUUGUUAGCAUUACAGCUUAAGUCUCAUGUGUGGUCAUGCUAGACUUCGAUUUGUGAUUUGUACAGCAUCGGUUAUUGCCUGUGUCAUUGUUCCUUUAUUGCUAUUUUGACAUCACCAUUUUUGUAGUGUAAACCACAUUUCUGUUGCAUUUAGGUUUUGGUUAGCAUUUUUAAAAUGUAAAAAUGUCAUCUUUUGAAAAACAUUUGGGGUUUAAUGUUUCUCUUGAAAAUGUUGUGCGCAUACAGACAUUUAUUUCCUUUCUAAAUAUAAUGCUAUACAUUCCUUGUGUAAUUGCCCUGAAGUCAUGUUAAUGACAUUAAGAAUGUAUGAAUAAGAUGUAAACUGCUCAGUAGAGGCAGGGAUUUUUGUGUAGGAAUGGCAUGAUCUUAAAGAAUCAUAAAGAAAAUGACAAAUUAUUUAAACAACUGAAUCACCUUGUGAUGUUAAAUUGAACAAAUAUAUUAACAUUCCAUUUUGUUGUCUUGACUGGAUGGUGAGUGUGAAGGUUUAUGGUUGGUUUGUUAAUAAUAAAGAACCUCCUGUAAUUUCCUUAUAAA
Messenger RNA from Megalobrama amblycephala (Wuchang bream), 5717 nucleotides. Its product is annotated as zinc finger protein 850. Gene Ontology annotation, molecular function: DNA-binding transcription factor activity, RNA polymerase II-specific; RNA polymerase II transcription regulatory region sequence-specific DNA binding. Gene Ontology annotation, cellular component: nucleus. NCBI's taxonomy places the organism in Eukaryota, Metazoa, Chordata, Actinopteri, Cypriniformes, Xenocyprididae. Gene Ontology annotation, biological process: regulation of transcription by RNA polymerase II. The record is from RefSeq and is a predicted model, not a curated record. Bases 118 to 4656 code for a protein of 1512 amino acids. The transcript has 2 exons.